Messenger RNA from Schistocerca americana (American grasshopper), 1007 nucleotides. RefSeq names its product synaptotagmin-10-like. Lineage: Eukaryota; Metazoa; Arthropoda; Insecta; Orthoptera; Acrididae. Gene Ontology annotation, cellular component: membrane. Gene Ontology annotation, biological process: calcium-ion regulated exocytosis; cellular response to calcium ion; regulation of calcium ion-dependent exocytosis. The transcript is spliced from 6 exons. Gene Ontology annotation, molecular function: phosphatidylserine binding; clathrin binding; calcium ion binding. The coding region runs from base 18 to 806 and encodes 262 amino acids. The record is from RefSeq and is a predicted model, not a curated record.
ACCUGCCCGUGAAGGACAUGAUGGGCAGCAGCGACCCAUACGUCAAGGUCUACCUGCUGCCGGACCGCAAGAAGAAGUUCCAGACCAAGGUGCACCGCAAGAACCUCAACCCCAUUUUUAACGAGACCUUCAUCUUUAGUGUUCCGUACGACGACCUCCGCCACCGGUACCUGCAGUUCUCCGUCUACGACUUCGACCGGUUCUCCCGCCACGAUCUGAUCGGGCAGGUGGUCCUGAAGGGCCUGCUCGACAGCGUCGACCUCCUGCAGGAGAUGGAGUACACCAUGAACAUCCUCUGCGCGCCGCAGGAUAAGGUGGACCUAGGCGAGCUGAUGCUGUCGCUGUGUUACCUGCCCACGGCGGGUCGGCUCACUGUCACCAUCAUCAAGGGACGCAACCUCAAGGCCAUGGACAUCACCGGCUCCUCAGAUCCGUACGUCAAAGUGUACCUACUGUGCGAAGGGAAACGUAUAAAGAAGAAGAAAACAACUGUCAAAAAGGCAACGCUGUGUCCAGUCUACAACGAGGCUCUGGUGUUUGAUGUGCCCGCAGAAAACAUCGAGGACGUGAGCCUCAUUGUCAACGUCAUCGAUUAUGACAGGAUUGGACCAAAUGAACUCAUGGGUUGUACAGCAAUUGGUGCAAGCUUUAUUGGUGUUGGUCGCGACCACUGGUUGGAGAUGCUUGACAACCCACGAAAGCCUGUAGCUCAGUGGUACCCACUGCUUGAUUCUGUUCCUGGCCAGAUUCCUUCUACUGGACCACACCCAUUGCCAGCAAGUUUCAGCUGUCUCAACAGCAGAUGAAGAGAAAGUCGCUAAAAUAAACAUGGCACAGAGGAAAACUGGAUGGAGGUUUGCUCAAAAGAGGUACAUUUCCUGAAGAAGGUAACUGGAUACAUGAUACUGAAAUAAAAACUUAGGUAUCUGCACUGUAUGUUCUGAUGGAAUCAAAAAGAUAUGUCUCUAAUGCAGCUCUAUGUACCUCCUACUGUCCAUAAAAGUAAU